This is a messenger RNA of Halteromyces radiatus, 1326 nucleotides long. RefSeq lists its product as uncharacterized. Gene Ontology annotation, molecular function: DNA-binding transcription factor activity, RNA polymerase II-specific; protein dimerization activity; RNA polymerase II cis-regulatory region sequence-specific DNA binding. The record is from RefSeq and is a predicted model, not a curated record. The transcript is spliced from 3 exons. NCBI's taxonomy places the organism in Eukaryota, Fungi, Mucoromycota, Mucoromycetes, Mucorales, Cunninghamellaceae. Gene Ontology annotation, biological process: regulation of transcription by RNA polymerase II. The coding region runs from base 163 to 1272 and encodes 369 amino acids.
CUUCUUUUCUUUUCUUAAUUCACUUCAUUGCCUAUUCUUAUUAUUCAAACUAUACCCAUUUUUUUUUCUUUAUAUUUUUUUUUAUACGCUUUAUUUUUCCUCUUCCUUUGAUCACUUUUUAUUUUAUUUUAUUUUUUUUUAUCAUUGAACGCGAUCUGAAUCAUGGCCCUUUUUAUGGAAUAUGACGAAAGUUAUGUAGCAGGUAGCAAAGCUUCAAGUAUCUCAAGUACUGAUAGUGGCGAUCAUCCUCCUUCCCUUUACACUGGUCAAGCUGAUUCUUGUUCAAGUUUAUGUGAUCCUGAUGAGUUAUCUGAACCACUUGUAUUUGACGAUCCUAGUCCUUAUGAACCCAUGAAAUCUAGACAACGAACCUCUAUUUCAAUUCCUUUUGAAGAAGAUCUGAUUCCAUCAUCAUCAUUUUACAACACUUUCUCUUCUUCUUCUUUGAUCAUUCCCGUGACCAACAAAGAUAAACAAGAGGAAAAUGAACAAGAAAAACAACAAUCAUCAUCCAUUUCUCCUUCAAGCCAUCAUGUACUUAGCCAAGAUGAAAAACGUGCCAAUCAUAUUGCCUCUGAACAAAAACGACGUCAGAAUAUUCGUCAUGGAUUCCAACAACUGACUGAUUUAAUACCUAGUUUAAAAAACAUGCCACACAGCAAAAGUACCAUCUUAUUCAAGACUGCAGAUUAUAUCAGAUAUUCUGAGAAACGCAAUAAGGUAUUACAGGAUAGAUUGAAACAGUUACAACGUCGGGUGGCACUUUCUACAACUGCUUUAUCAUCAGCUACACCCUAUUAUCGUCGUUCAUCAGCAUUAUCGUCAGUAUCAUCAACAUUAUCACCUUCAUUACUAUCAUCAUCAUCAUCAUCAACAACAGCAUUAUCAGCAUCAUCAACAUCUUUAGCAUUAAAAUCAUCAACAAGUCGACGUGCAUCUAGUAGUUAUACAUCUACUCAAUUACAAAUUCGACGAUUACAACAACAACUUUUACAACAACAAGAACUAUUACUACAACACAACAUUCCUCACCAUUCAUUAUUAUCUCCUUCAUCUCAACAACAAUCAUAUGAAUGCCCUGCCGCCAUUGUCAUGCCAGCCUCUGGAGAAGAUGAAGAAGAGAAUAAGGACACUACUCAUAUGCAUGAUAUUCCUAUCAAGUCAACACCUUGUCUUCAUAUUCCAGCCGAUGAUGAAUUUGGUCAAGAAUCUAUGCUUCGGGAAAGGUUACUCAGCUGUGGUAAAUUGAAAUUUAAAUCGCCCAUAAUUUAGUUUAGUGUUUUUUUUUUUUAUAGUUUAGAGUUAUUCCUUUUUUUUUUUUUUUUU